GGAAAUAGAGAGUUUCUCUGGGUUAUUUAUUAUCAUACAAACUCACUUAAAUAUCAAGAAAAAUAGUAUACAUUGUAAAAAAAAAUUAUAAACUGCUUUAAGGUUUUGAAGCAUACUCGGUGCCUUAAAUUCAUAUUCUGUGAACGUUCGCGGCGCUCUACAUAAAACCGGUCGCCUAACGAAAAUUCAAAAAUUCGUUAUUAUAUUUUUUAUGGCUUCCCAAACGAGGGGAGGAUUUGAAGAUCGGCGUCGGCUAGGGGUAGCUUGGUCGGCCGCUUCGCGCCUGCGCACGUAGUUCGCGCCACUGCUACGUCGCUUGCAAGCCAGAUGUUCUGAAAAGCUUCCUGUCGUCGUUACGUUGCUCUUCAUUUCUAUGUUAUAAAUAUAAAAUGUGAAAUAGACUAUUCUCUUUUAUAUUUUAUUUUUCGUGAAGUUCUCAGUGAAUUAAUUAAUAUGUGUACGACAAUUUGUGACAUUUAACUAAAUUUAUCGGCCUCGAUGUCCACGAGUUCACUCGAGACCAACAAAGCGGCGGACAUUUUAUUUUGAGUACUCGAUAAUGUAGCGUUUGCGUCGAAAACAUUAAAUGUCGUUUUAUGGUUCUCAAUUCGGAUAUCGUUCGCUUACACCUUUCCGAUGCCGAGGGGGGUGAAGCGAGGGCAGGCGGAGGGUGAAGCAGAGGUGGUGGUACGCGUCGGGGCGUCUCCGUCGCACACCACGCUACUGGAAGACAGCCCCAGCCAGCCCAUCAGCUACCACCUUCUCGACCACGGAUAUGGAGCUACGCCACAGCACCAAAUCAGGCGCGAGGCGCCCUCGGCACCGCCAAAGACGUCUGAAGCGGUGAAAAGAAGACUGAACCUGAGUGAGAGCAGUUCAGGCAGUCAGGGGCACGUGGUGCCGAUGAAGGCAGACUUUAAAACUCCAAAGCAGAAGCGAGUCAAAGUGCUCACGCCCUACAGCCGACCGUCCAGUUCUAUGAAAAAGUACACAGAACGCUCCAGGUUUGACACGUCAUUAGGUUUACUUACGAAAAAGUUCGUCGCGCUCCUCAAGUCCUCGCCGAACGGGGUGCUCGACCUGAACAUUGCUGCAGAGCAGCUAUCAGUACAGAAGCGUCGCAUAUACGACAUCACGAACGUAUUAGAGGGUAUAGGAAUAUUAGAGAAAAGAUCGAAAAAUAAUAUACAAUGGAAAUGUGGCGUGGGCGGCGGCGCGGGCGAGGAGGUGCGCGCGCGGCGGCUGCGGCGCGAGGUGCGCUCGCUGGGGCUGCGCGAGGCGCGGGCGGCGCGUGCCGUGGCUGUGGCCGAGCACGCGCUGUCCCGCCUCUCGGCAGAGCAUGGCGCUCUCGCCUAUAUCACCUAUGCAGACCUGCGCUCCAUAGAUGACUUUAGAAAUCAAACCGUCAUACCAAUCAAAGCGCCGCCCGAUACUAGGCUUAGUGUACCCCAUCCUGACGAGAAAGGCUACAUGAUUCAUUUGAAGUCAAUGUCAGGAGAGAUCGAAGUCUACCUCUGUCCUAAGGACCCGCCUGCGUCUCCACCGUCGUCUGGCCUCCUUCCAUCCGAUCCACUGUUGGAAGACAAUAAGGCGCUUCUGGCGCCGCUCAUAGCGCAAAUGCAGUCUCGUCCCUCUAGUUCUAUUAUAGCUGAUUUUACAACACCAAUAAAGCGGGAGUGUGAGGAGCAAGGGUCGCGCAGCCUGGUGGUGCGCACGCCCUGUGUCACCGACCCCACGCUGCCGCUGGCCGCGUCGCUCGGCGCCACGCUCAGCACUACACUCGGCACCUCGCUCGGCUCCUCGCUCGGCUCCUCACUUGGCACCACGUUGGGUUCCACGCUCAUCGCGGGGCUGUCCACGCCGAUGCGGCAUCCGCCCUCAACACCCACUCAGUCGCCCACGCUACUCUCCACACCGGAUAUGGGCGGCGCGCGGGGUCGCCUACGUAACGCGCUGAUAGCGGACAGCGACGACUUCGCGCCUAUCAUGGGCGGUGGCCGCUUCCAGAUGCAGACCGAGGAUCAGGAGUCAGAGCCCCUGGAACCGUUCCUGGCGCUGGAGCCGCCGAUGUCGGGCACAGACUACGGCUUCUGCCUCGACCACGGCGAGGGGCUCUCGGACCUGUUCGACUUCGAGUUUUAGUUGGAUACUCAUGGAACGAUUUCGAGUUCCGUACUCAGAACUGUUCGACUUUGAGUUUCUAGUUGGGAACUCUUGUGUCGUCGGUAGUAUGGUGCUGUGUGGACUGCUUAUUUGAAGGCGGGACCUAAUAGAAGUAUGGAAAAGGUACGGCGUUUGAAAUGCGCAACCGAUGUCGGGUCGGAAGGAAAUCAUUUGAAUUAUCUCUCAUCUUUGUCCACCUUUCAUUUGUCCGAUUCAGAAAUGUUCUAAUUUAAUUUGAUGUCUGGUUUUUAACGUAAAUAUUUAAGGCGAUUUUGAAAGUUAUCAUUGCGUAUUAAUAUCGUAACCGCGAAAUGUAACAAAUGUGACAUCGCUUUUUUUUCUCUAUUUUAAAACUAUUUUAUUUCGAUCCUAAUUUGUUGUCUUGUAUUAUUAGUACUAAACUAAAUUAUUCACAGUACAAUAACAUAAGUUUGAGUAGCCAGAUAGCUUGUUUACCUUCGUAUAGAAUUCAAAUGUGUACAUUUUUUGAAUGUAAAAGGCGCAAGAUCUGACGCGUGAUUUAGUAACUAUGUAAAUUGUGGCAACCUACAUUAUUAAUGUUUCGAUACUACAAAAACUUGUUUAUUGACCAGUUUUGUUGGUAUUUGUACACAAUCUGAUAAACGCAGGAGAGGUAGUCAUACGUGAUGUGCUAUUCCUAGAACAUCUUUUAUAUUCUUAAUAACGUUUAUUUAAAACUAGCUGUGUCCGUGACUUCGUCCGCGUGAAAUACUAUCUUUGGGUAGCAUUUUAAUUAUUUAGCCUAUCUAUUUUACUAACAGUUAAAAUUCAUCAGGACAAAACAUAUUAAACUCACAAAACAAUCACAUAAACUUCACAUAUUCUAAUACAAACUUUCAUCCCGUAUUUCAUAUUUGCCACCCUUGAGGGUAAAAUUUUUGUAAACAUUGAAUGUCAUAUUUAUUUACAUCAUAUUCACGGCCUAAAAAAUUCAAGCUUCUAUCUGUAGAAAUGAUGACAACCUCCAUACAAAUUUCCAACGCCCCCUUACAACCCCCCCUUACAACCCUGUUUUUGCGUUAACAAGCAAUAUAUAUCCUUUCCCAGGCUCUACACUAUCUGUGUACCAAAUUUCAUUUAAAUUGGUUCACUUUCGCAUUUAUAAUGUUAGUAAGGAAAUAAGGAUUAGUAAGAAUAAAUACCUAUGAAUAACUUGAGGUAUAUGAAAACAACGAAGUGACUUAGGAGAUUAUACAGCCUUCAGAUGUAGUCUAAACAUCUACGAAAAUGCUCGUCGGUUACAUUUAUUUUUUUUAAUUUAAUUUCAGUUUCGUAUCGAUCUUGAUUGUGCUCUAGCUCCUGAGUAGUUGAGUCUACUCAUUUUUUAAGUCAUAUAUUUCUAUAGCCGUAAAAUCCAUGCAGAUAAUAAUUUGUUUGCAUAAAAACAAAUGUCAGAUUGUAGUUCGACCACAUUUGUACUUUUUCGAACAUAAAAAUACAUAAAUUUUAAACUUUCUAGACUUUUCGAUUAUGAUAUAUAAAAAGGAGAACAGAUAGCAAUUAUCAAUAGAGAAAAAUAAUACGUUUUGUAUAUUUAUAUGGAGAAAUACAAUAUUAGAGUUUUAUACGAUUUUGUAUAUUCAAUGGGAAAUAUGUAUUUUUUACGAAUUAUUAGUAAAUAUGCGUAAGAAUUGUAUUGUUUUUUGUAUAAAGGAUACAUUAAACAUUGGUCAUAAAAUGCACCUCACAUUUAAAUUCAAAUUUGUUAAAGUACUGAUGAUUUAUUUCUUCUGUUUCUCAAAAAUUUUGCUCUUAAAAAAAGUUCUAGAAGAAAUAUUUUUAAUUUUCUUAUAACUAAUUUUGUAUAUCUUUCUCUAUUUUAUUUGCUAACGACUAGAAAAUGAGUUCUAUCAAAUAGUUUUCUUAGACAUUGUUUUAGUUCAAACGAUAAAUUAGGAUUGUAAAUAUAUAGUUUUGUGCUAACUACCAUCUAGAUUCCAAAAGCAAGGCUUUUGGUAUAUGUUUUCUUUGUACUGCCUCUUAUUAUUCCUACUUGAUAUUUUCGAUAAAUUCACGAAAUCUGGAACAAGGGGUUUGCUCAGGAAAAUUUAUAAUGUAUAUAAAAUGUAUAAUUUUGUAAGAAAACAUGAUUCCUAUGUAAGUAGUUAAAAAAACAGAUUUCAACAUUUUCGAAAUUUUGGCGCAUUUCGAAAGAACUAAUAAGUUCACAUAUAUUUUUUCACGAAUAGCUGACAGAAAUUGACAUAGCUAUGAAAGAUACUUUAAACUAUUACUAAAAACACCAACAAACUACUAAAAAUAGUAGCAGAAGAUAUAAAUUUGUUGUGUAUUAAAAAAUGCAAUGAUGAAAUGUUGAACUGUGUGUGGCAAUAAAUGUAGAUUGGCUAAAUCUGUUCCUGUCGGGCGCAGUGUGCGGCGGCGUGAGGUGAGCCGCGACCAUUGUAGAUAGUCCGCUCAAAGUCCGGGCGCGGCCACCAUUGUACAUACUACGAAGUAAUGAACGGUGAUAUCUUAGCGGCCUUCGAUUUUACUUGUAAAGUCUAGCUCAUAGUGCUCCACAGUUUUCUGUUGACUCCAUAGAAUUUCUACCCUACCUUACGUACCUUAAAUCUUGUAUACCGUUCAGAAAGUAACGAGAAGCACCUCAGAUAAGUACAUGGUACACAUUUCUUUAUUUCAAUGGCCCAGAUUAAAUACCAAGCGCAUUGUGGCUUCGUUGUUAUUUCGUUUUAUUAGAGUUUUAGAUCUAAAUAUGUGGGUUUUAAGACUAAUAAAUGCCUUACAGUUCGUUGCAAAAAUGACUUCAUAUGAAGAUAUACCUUUUCCUUCCAAUGCAGCCUCUUUUUGAGACUAAAUAAUUGUAUUUGUUUAGAUUUCUACAACGUGGCCACAUUAUGCUUGUCUUUAAAUUAAAUCGUUUGCCAAAUAUCAUCGAACGAUUAAUCGAUCGAUACUGUUCGGGAUUAUCGAGAUUUUAAGGUACACUACCACAAGUAAACUAUUAUUGGAUUUUUUAAUUAAAAAUGUUAGGGUGAUUGUAUUUUGAAUAAACUUAAUUUGUUAUUUGCUAGUGACUGGUUGAUGUCGGUUGUGGUAUCGAUGUUGUGAUGUUUGAUCGAUCGCGACUUUGAUGUGUGAUUGUUAAACUUGAUCCCUAAUUUGGUGUUAACUUAGGCUUUUAUUAGUUCGUUUUGACAUUGUAAAUAGCAUGUAGCGAGGCGGGGAUUCGGAAUGCAAGGAUGCGGCGCUCCAGCGGCCUCUAUUUUUACAAUAUUUCCGUAGAUAACGUGUUGAAGUACAAAGUGCAAAGAGAAACCGUCUUGCAGUGUGUCCGUGCCGUAAUGUAAGUACAUUACCGCGAGGCCCCGCGCGCCGCAGCCUCGCCCCCGCACGCCCCAUCUCUCACAUUGUACAGCACAAAUUUCAUUGUAAAAAGAACAUUAUAAAUAAGAGCAUAUCAAAAUAAAUUUAUUGAUAGUGUUAAUUUAAAUGCACGUGGGAGCAGUUUGAGAUACGGGUCAGGCGCGGGUGUGUUUAGGUGGAACCGGUAACAACAUAAAUAAUUUGUACAUCUUUUUAAACAUUGGACUAAUUUUACUAUUUCUUUGUAUUUACUUGGGUUACGCGCAAUCUUAGUGUUUAAUCGACUCACGAACAUGUUCUGUUUGUACUAUUGUAAUGAUAAAAAAUCCCGUCAGACGCUCUGCAACUAUUAAAAUCAUUGAGUAUUUUUAUCAACUUUGCAUUAAUGCUAAAAGUAUUUCCUAUGAAAUGAAGUUUUGAUACAAUGAAUUUUAUGAGAAAUUUUACUUGAAUAUCAGAAGAGUUAUUUUGAGCUUCUCAAUUUUAUGUUAUUUUGAUUUUGUUUUUGUGUAAUGCAAACGGUAGGUAGUAAAAUUUUGUUUGAGUUUAGCUCUUGUUGGGAACUUGUUUUUGUGGAGUUAGAUGAUUUCUAUCUUUUUUUUUUGGUUUCCUCUCCAAAUAAAAGUGUUACGGCUACAACGUUGUUUCGUCAUCUUGUAAUGUUUUCUAUAUUGAUGUAUGUAUUAUUAUUUUGCGCAUACGCUCUUCAAGUGAUUAAUUUUAAAUUGUAUUGUUUAAUAACACUAUGUCUGGGGCCAAACGUACGAGAGAAGGGAGUACAAAUUAAAGAAAAAAUUCUCGUAAUUUAGUUUUAGGAUAUUUAUUGUAUUACGAUCAGAUGCAAUUUGUAUUUUACUUUAUAUUCUUUUCUUUCCGGAUUUUUUUUCGUCAUAUUGUAAUUACUUGCGACUCCUCAUACUUUUGGUACAUUAUCUAGCCAAUGUAUAUAAACCUUUGAAAUUAUUUGCAACUUUUUUGUAUCUGUAAUUGAAUAUAAGAUGUAAGCGUCCAGAGUAGUCAUAUUACAAUCUAUUUUAUCUUGUUUUAACUCUCGACUCAAAUUACGUAUUCAGAAACAUAGUUCAAAGUAAAAUCUUAAAAUUGUUAAGUAAAUUAUAAAGAUAUCGCCGUUUACGUCGGAAUUUAGGUUAUUGAAAACUAUUACGCUUAUUUAUAUGACUACUAUGGGCUCUUAUAAUACCAAACGGUAAGACUAAAUAGAGCCGACAUAUAUUGACACAGAAGCUGCGAGCUCGACUUAUUACAAUACUUGACUGCUCUUUUUUACUAAUGACAAAUAUACAUGUAAAUCGGAUCCUAAAGCGAAUACUAUGUAAAAUGUUAAGACAAAGCCUCAUAUUGUUACGCUUAUUCAUAGCAUGUAAUUUUAAUACCACAGUUCACUUCAACAAACAGUCCUUUGCUGAGGUUACUCCAUUCACAAAAGCGUGAGUUGCAAGCGAUAUUAAUGUGUUAUUGCAGUGAUUUUAUCGUUUUUGAGUGAUUUCAGCAAGACUUUUCGGUAUGAAUUUAACACCUUAUGAGUUUGAAGUGAGCUGCCAGAGCCGAGUAAUGGUAUAAAUAAAAUUUACAACGAUUUUAGUCGGUGCAGUGACGUGCGUCGCCCCGACGGUCCACAGGGUCCUAAUAUAGUGCACGUUAAUUCAGACAAUAUGUCCUAGUUGGUCGACUCGACGUGUUGUGUCGUGCGCGGGUUUAAUGCUGUUUGCUUCAGUACAAACUUUGACUCGUUGUUUCGCCUCGCUUGAAGUCUGACGUGGGAUAUCUUCAAUCGUAAAUUAUUACAUCAAUUCAUUAUUCAUGUACAUGUACUUAUUUUCAAUUCAAUUCGCUUACAAACGUUGUACAUAAAUUUUUGUUUCGGUUUGAAAAUAAAAUGCAGACUAAUUGGAUACGUAAUUGAGAAAUUUAUGAGAUGCUGUUUUUUUAUAUAAUAAGUUUUCUGGUUUAUUUUAAUGUGAAUAUAAAGUGAAGGUGCAAUGUUAUGAUAUAA
Molecule: messenger RNA, 7522 nt
Organism: Papilio xuthus (Asian swallowtail)
Lineage: Eukaryota; Metazoa; Arthropoda; Insecta; Lepidoptera; Papilionidae
Gene: E2f1
Product: E2F transcription factor 1
Exons: 10
Coding region: 637-2142 (501 amino acids)
Biological process (GO): regulation of transcription by RNA polymerase II
Cellular component (GO): RNA polymerase II transcription regulator complex
Molecular function (GO): RNA polymerase II cis-regulatory region sequence-specific DNA binding; DNA-binding transcription factor activity, RNA polymerase II-specific; protein dimerization activity
Source: RefSeq, a predicted model, not a curated record